Danio rerio (zebrafish) is the source of this 3705-nucleotide messenger RNA. The record is from RefSeq. Lineage: Eukaryota; Metazoa; Chordata; Actinopteri; Cypriniformes; Danionidae.
AUGACUGUGUAAUGGUGUGUGGAUUUCUUUGAGGACGUUUCUAGGACAUGGCGAGUGAUGCAAGCACCCUCUCCUGGAAGGUACCCGCUCAGGACUGGGAUGGGGGCAUCAAAAGCCCUGACCUGGGUCCUGUUGGAGAUGGCGGCCCCGUGAAGAUCAUUAAAGUUUGCUUCAGUAGCAGCAACAACCUUAGCAAGAACUUCAAACUGGUCAAAUGUGACAGCUCAUGGCAGAUCAAGACUAUUAUCCAGUCUAUUCUGAUCAGUGGGCGUUUGGGCCCGAAUGUGCAGAACCCGGGCUGCUUUGGCCUGAGGCUCAAACACCUCAAAUCUGAGGAGCUUCACUGGCUGCACCCAGACCUGACUGUAGGCGAGGUGGAGCAGCGCUAUGAGAGCCAUCACGCCGAGGCAGAGUGGAGGUAUGACCUCAGAAUCCGCUACAUUCCCAUUGAUUAUAUGAAGAGGUUAAGAGAAGACAGAACGUUCCUGUUGUAUUUCUAUCAACAGGUGCGCAGUGACUACAUGCAGCAUCAUGCUAGCAAAGUUAGUGACGGCAUGGCUCUACAGUUGGGCUGUUUGGAAAUCAGGAGAUUUUAUAAAGACAUGAAUGCCAAAGGUCUAGAGAAAAAGUCCAAUUUUGACCUGCUCGAAAAAGACGUUGGUCUUGACCUGUUCUUUCCCAAAGGACUCAUUGACAGUAUGAAGCAAAGGCAGCUCAGAAAACUCAUACAACAGACAUUUCAGCAGUAUGCCAUACUAAAAGAGGAUGACUGUAUGGUUAAGUUCUUUGAGACCUAUGGAGAGUUCUCCAACUUCGAUGAGGAAAUAUUCCCUUGCGAGCUAGUGCAAGGUUGGAGUUUAGCAGUGGAUUUAGUCAUUGGUCCUAAAGGCAUUCGUCAGAGAACCAAAGCAGACUCCACGGCUCUCUGCCUUGCUGAAUACAAACAAAUCCGAAGUAUCAAGUACAAUGCACAGAAUGAUGGCAGAACAUUGUUAUUUAUUGAAAUCGACGGUGCAAAACAGCCUCUGUCUGUCAGCGUGGCAUCUCUGACCAUUGCGGAGAACAUGGCGGAUCUGAUUGAUGGCUACUGUCGACUGUUUAAUCACACAGACUCAUCAGUGAUAGCUGGACCAAAUAAAAAUAAAUCUCAAGGUGUGCAGUUGCGCAACUCUCUUCCUGAAAUUCCCUCCGGGAAGAAGACAGACAGCUUCAGAUAUAGCAACUCUGAUAUAUACUGUGAAAUCCCAGAUGAAAAACCGCCCCCACCUGCAAAGGUUGGACUGUCCAGGAAAGAUAUUAGCCUGAAACGGAUGCUGGGUGAAGGGUUCUUCGGGGAGGUUCAUGAAGGAGUUUACCAAAAAAAGAAUGGAGAAAAGGUCAAUGUUGCGGUGAAGACUUGUAAAGAGUGUGCGCCUGACAUCAGAGAGAAGUUUGUGGGUGAAGCAGUUAUCAUGAAGAACCUGGACCAUCCACACAUAGUGCGGCUGAUAGGAGUCAUUGAGGAAGACCCUGUAUGGAUCGUGAUGGAGCUCUGUCAACAAGGGGAGCUGGGGAAGUACUUGACGAAAAAUCAGCAGAGUUUAACCAGCGUGACUCUGGUUCUCUUUAGCCUACAGCUCUGCAAAGCAUUGGUUUACCUACAGGGAAUGAACAUGGUUCAUCGAGACAUCGCUGUGCGAAAUGUGCUUGUUGCCACACCGGAGUGUGUGAAGCUGGGUGACUUCGGUCUUUCCAGAUACAUAGAGGAUGAAGAAUAUUACAAAGCAUCUGUUACUCGUUUACCAAUCAAAUGGAUGGCUCCUGAAUCCAUUAACUUCAGACGCUUCACUGCGGCAAGUGAUGUGUGGAUGUUUGCUGUGUGUGUUUGGGAGAUUAUGAAUCGAGGUAAACAGCCGUUUCACUGGCUGGACAACCGUGAUGUGAUAAACCAACUGGAACAGGGCAACAGGCUGCCCAAACCUGAGCAGUGCCCUCCUGCCCUGUAUUCGCUCAUGACCCGCUGCUGGAGCUACGACCCGCGCGAGAGACCCACCUUCACUGAACUAGCCUGCAAUAUCAGUGAUGUUCACCAAAUGGAGAAGGAGUUGGAAGCUGAGAGAGAGCGAGACAAGGCUCGUAACAUCCGGACUCUGGAGCCCAAGAUUAACAUUAGUGAACCUCCACCAAAGCCCUCCAGAGUCAACACUACCCGCUUUGGAAAUACUCUUGGAGUCGGCCUACAUCUUCAGCUUAAUGAGGCUUUAUGUGCAAGUUCACCAGAUCUGGCCAGUCCGUGUGAUUAUCAGUCACCUGUGGACUCAACUAACCUCCUGUCCCUCCCGAAGACUCCAAACCGGCGACUAAGUCUUGGGGAGGGCGACUUCAGCUUCGGGCCGUCCAGUAAAGAAGAUGCUCAGCGGCUGUGGCAGAUGGAGAAGGAUCGAUUACAGGACACGCUGAAGAUGCAAAAAGAGCAAAUGGAGGAGGACACCAAAUGGUUAAAGAAGGAGGAGAAGCUUCUAGACCCAAUGGUUCAUGAAGGAAGUAAAAUUCCUGAGCCACCUGAACCACCACUCAGCUAUGCUGAACUCCAUCAUCCUCCUUCAAAACCACCCAGAAUAGCAGUGCAGCCUGCACCUACAGCUGAACUGGACCGCUCAGAGGACACCGUGUACCAGUGUGUCAUGGACGUAGUCAAGGUGGUGGUGCAGCUGAAAAAUGACAUUAACACACUGUCGUCUACUGAGUACAUCUCUCCUGUCAAGACUGUCGGGCUGUCAUUACGAGAUCUGAUCAACAGUGUGGAUGACAUACUACCAACUCUGCACAUUUCUUGUAGAACAGAGAUCGAAGGCACUCAGAAGCUGUUAAAUAAAGACUUGGCUGAGCUCAUCAGUAAGAUGCGUCUUGCCCAGCAGAACGCCAUCACCUCGCUGAAGGAGGAGUGCAAGAAACAGAUGCUGACAGCGGCACACACUUUGGCCAUGGAUGCCAAGAACCUGUUAGAUGCUGUAGAUCAGGCUCGGGUGCGCUCUAAUCUGGCCAAACCCAAGCCUGAUGAUCCAGACUCACCAGCAGACUAGAGGAGCUGAUUCAGAGCUGAGUGCAGGACAAACUUACUCAUUUGUUUGAUAAGAUUGUAAUGCAGUAAUAGGGCAAUGCCAACACCAGAAUGGGGCAUGAAACAGCCAAUAGAAAACCAGUAUAGGUUUACUGAUGCAUGUUCUGUUCUCCAUGGAAACUUUUAUAAUGUAGAGAUCCAAGUAAAGCCGAUGGGUAUUCCAAAAAGUAAAGUUAAAGGGUUAGUUCACUCAAAAAUGUAAAUUAUUUUGUUAAUUUCUAUUCAUUUUCUUUUUCUUUUUUGGGUAAACUAACCAUUUAACUUACUGUCAUAUUAACAUAAAAUUUUAAGUUGAUUAACCUAAAACUUUUUUUUUUUUACUGUGAACUACAAUUAUAUGAAAGAAGAAAGAAUGAUUAAAAACAGUUUGUGCUUCGGAAGAUAUUAUUGCUGUGUAUGUUUUAAACAAGCUGCUAUUGUUAUUUGUUACACUUAACAGGCCCAUAGCCAGGGAGGGUUCGGGUGGUUUGAAAGACCCCCCAUUGACAAAGGUCCAGAAUUUGUCCCAUACUGUACAUGAGUUCAUCCUAUUUUGUCAUAUUUUGACUGCUGUGCCAUCAUAAAUUGUAAAAAUAACUCAUUAAAGAAGACCAAGUGGAAUCUGA